Molecule: messenger RNA, 1881 nt
Organism: Lutra lutra (Eurasian river otter)
Lineage: Eukaryota; Metazoa; Chordata; Mammalia; Carnivora; Mustelidae
Product: zinc finger protein 717-like
Exons: 1
Coding region: 146-1201 (351 amino acids)
Source: RefSeq, a predicted model, not a curated record
ACUGUGAAUGUGAUCAAAGCGGGGACAAUUUCAGCAAGAAAUUACACCUUACUCGGCUUUCAAGAACUCAGGAGAGAAAACUUUUGAAUGUGACGUAUGUGGCAAAACUUUCCACAAAAAGUGUAAUCUCAGUAAACAUCAGAAAAUGCACAGAGGGGAGAAACCCGAUCAAUGUAGCGAGAGUGAGGAAGCCUUUAUCAGUAAAACAGUUCUUACAGUACACUGGAGAACUCAUACAGGGGAGAAACCCUAUGCAUGUAUCGAGUGUAAGAAAUCUUUCUGCCAUAAGUCUCACCUAACUGUUCAUCAGAGAACCCACACAGGAGAAAAACCAUAUGAGUGUUAUGAAUGUGGGAAAUCUUUCUCUGUGAAAACCAAACUCACUGUGCAUCUGAGAACACACACAGGGGAGAAGUCCUAUGAAUGCAACGAGUGUAGGAAAUCCUUUUACCAGAAGUCAGCCCUCAUUGUACAUCAAAGGAUUCACAAUAGAGAGACACAUCAUGAAUGCAAUGAUUGUGGUAAAACCUUCCAUAAGAAGUCCAUUCUCACGGCACAUCAGAGAACUCACACAGGAGAGAGACCUUAUGAAUGUAAAGAAUGUGGGAAAUCCUUUGGCCAUCGCCCAGCUCUUACCGUGCAUCAGAGAACUCAUACAAGAGACAAACCUUAUAAAUGUAACAAAUGUGGGAAAUCUUUCUGUGUAAAGCCAAAGCUCACUGUGCAUCUGAGACUUCACACCGGUGAGAAACCAUAUGAGUGUAAGGAAUGUGGGAAAACUUUCUACCAGAAAUCAAAACUCACUGUACACCAGAGAACUCACACAGGUGAGAAACCUUAUAAAUGUAACGAAUGUUGGAAGACCUUCUCUGAGAAGUCAACUCUCAAUAGGCAUCAGAGAACUCACACGGGAGAGAAGCCCUAUGGAUGCAAAGAAUGUAGGAAGACUUUCUACCAGAAGUCAGCCCUGACUGUGCAUCAGAGAACUCACACAGGAGAGAAGCCCUAUGGAUGUGAUGCAUGUGGGAAAACCUUCUGUCAGAAGUCACACCUCAGCAAACAUCAGAGAGCUCACACUGGGGAGAAGCCAUGUGUGGCAGAGACAGGCAAUAUGUACACCAAAACUCACUUUCUCUUUGUGUUGGGCACACAGUUUGCCUGCAUUUCUUGGCUCCUGUUUACUGUGGGUGGAAGCACGUAAUUGAGCUCUGGCCAAGAGACCAUGAACACAGAUUACGAAGUUACUUCCAUGCCUGGCCACAAAAAAACUUACUUGCCUUUGCUGAUUUUUCAUUCCUUGUGCUCCGGAAUGCAGAUUAGCCACAGGUGUGUCUUUGGAGCCACAGGGUGAAGAUGGCAACCAGGACUUAAGGCAGAAAGGACUGACUGGGGAGGGCAAAGAUCUUCCCAAUGCUGCCUCACAAAUCUUCACCUGCACUUACCUGAGUGAGAAGUAGUCAGUGUUGAAUCCUAUGUGUGACCUGUUUCCAACAGUGUGAGUCCAUUAUAGCUAGUUCAGUUUGCAAAUUUGAGGUCGGAUUCUGUGACAUUACCAGUCCUCGUGUAAGAGAGUCACACAGGAAAGAACCUUUGUUGUCCCUUUUCAUCCCCAAGCAAUGGAUGGAAAAAUCAAAUCAUAGGAAGAAAGAAAUUCAAUAAAUGCAGGAAUGCCUUUAUUGGGCAGAGACAGGUCAUUGAACACGGAGGAUAAUGUAAAACCUUAUCAAUAUCUUUAAUGUGUCCCAAUUUUCAACAGAAUGUCCAACUAUAUAUCAGUGAAUUUUUCAUGAAGCAAAAACUAUCAGUUUAGGUAAUGUGGAUAAAAAAAAUUCAGAUAGAAAUGAUACAUACUAUAUUAAAGAAAAUUUUUGAAAGACUAUA